CUGCUGAUUUUAUUUUGAGUCAGUUCGCUAACCGAGUUGUGUCCAGUUUUUAUGAAAAUAAUGAAAAAAAAUAGUUCGAACUCAUAGAAAAUAAUUAGUUACGAUCAUGACCGAUAGCAGUACUAUUGUGGUUUCCCUGAAGAUACCGUUUCCAUCGCGCCGAGAAGCCGAAAUCGCUUUUGAGGUUCUUCGAAUCGACAACGAACCAAAGAGAAGUUUCAUUGAAAAAUCCCUCAAAUUGCAAGACAACCAACUGCUGGUGGAAUUCAACGGUCAGCAGGCGAAAAACGUGCGGGUUGGAGUGACGUCUUUCUUCGAAUCGUUGCUCCUUUGCUGCGAAACUUUGGACCAAUUUGGUCCGCCAACAUCCGAGAAGUACGAACAUUACUGAGAAGGGCGCAAUGCCGGAACACACUCCAGCUCCAACGCCUUCCCGUGCCAUCUACGGAUUCUGUUUGUUCCUGUUGUUUAAAACGCUGUUUAUCCUGUACGUACUCUGGGCAUUCAUCCCCACCUCGAUCUUGGACGGGUUCGGUUUGACCUACCUUCCGGAUAAGUAUUUUGCCUUGUUCAUUCCGAUUCUGGUGCUGGUGGGGCUUACUUUCUUCGCGUUCCUGAUUUAUCCAUCGUUGUCGCUUGCGAUGAUGCCGGAUGUGGCCUCCGUCUGCACCAUUACGGAUCGAUUCACAAUCGUCCGCUGUCAGUAUCAGUAUCCGGAUCGGCAACGGUGUAAUCAGAAAAUCGACGCCGUUUAUCGGGACAGUUGGGCCGCUAAACCGUUCUGCUCGAAGCACUCGAUCCGGGUGACAACGGCAAGUGAUUUGAGGAGCAGCGUCAGGAUUUCCAACUACUGCGAUUGUCCUGAAGAGGAAAGAUGUUUGCUCCGGAAGGACCCGGGACAUUUGGCAAAGCUACGGGCGAAACAGAUGGUACCGGCGGUGGCGGAUUUGAAUAUGGGCGAAGUGAGUCGGGUUCUUUAUCGGAAACGUAGACGAUAAGGGUCAUGUUCUGUACCAAAUAAUACAAAAAAUAUUAAAAUAUAGCUUUAUU
Messenger RNA from Aedes aegypti (yellow fever mosquito), 1050 nucleotides. It is a transcript of the gene Tcs6, whose product is annotated as EKC/KEOPS complex subunit PCC1. The record is from RefSeq and is a predicted model, not a curated record. Lineage: Eukaryota; Metazoa; Arthropoda; Insecta; Diptera; Culicidae. The coding region runs from base 107 to 391 and encodes 94 amino acids. The transcript has 2 exons. Gene Ontology annotation, cellular component: EKC/KEOPS complex.